Messenger RNA from Phytophthora nicotianae INRA-310, 576 nucleotides. RefSeq lists its product as hypothetical. The transcript has 2 exons. NCBI's taxonomy places the organism in Eukaryota, Oomycota, Peronosporomycetes, Peronosporales, Peronosporaceae. The record is from RefSeq and is a predicted model, not a curated record. The coding region runs from base 1 to 576 and encodes 191 amino acids.
AUGCCGAAGUCGAUACACUUUGGCUUGGACCUCACACUGGGACAAGAGGUGAUCAAAUUAGACCCAAACAUCAAGGUGGGUAUGCGGUUUGAAUCACGAAGCAGGACUGUGCUGCCCUUCACAUUAGAUGUCGCUGUCAAGGCGUUCUGGAAAUUCUUUGGCUAUUCGCAUGGGAAUAUGCGCAGCCUAGGUGACACUGAGUACUUGUUGCAGACGAAUUUACUUUCUCGGUCGUUUGCGAUCCACACGAACUUCCAGGACUAUUUCUCCCAACUAGUUGGCAAGUAUACAUGCCGAAAAAUCGCCACUGAGGACGAGGUUACACUCGUGUGGGUCGAAUGCACGGACGUUGAGGAGUUUGGUGGCAGCAAAUUCAAAGGGAUGCAGUACCUAAAACGAGGCUACGUGAAGUUGCGGAAGAUUCCUCGUGAAGGACCUGGCCACGAAUCCACGUCGACGAUUCUUGAAACGUACUCGGAGACAACCCGGCAUUUCGAGAUGAUAUCGAUGAUCAGGCAGUACGGGUGCAAAUUCGAGACCUGGUCAACUCGAUCAAACGCUCGUACAGUCGAGUGA